Molecule: messenger RNA, 363 nt
Organism: Arachis ipaensis
Lineage: Eukaryota; Viridiplantae; Streptophyta; Magnoliopsida; Fabales; Fabaceae
Product: putative NAD(P)H dehydrogenase (quinone) FQR1-like 2
Molecular function (GO): FMN binding
Source: RefSeq, a predicted model, not a curated record
AUGUCUCAUACGGCACCGAUCCCCCGUGAUAACACCUCCACAUAUGACACCACCAAAAACGUCCAAGCAUCGUCGAAUGGGGUGGCUGCCGCUGCUACGAGGCUAAGGAUCUUCAUUAUGCUUUACUCAAUGUAUGGGCACCUGGAAGGCCUAGCAAGGAGGCUGAAGAAGGGCGUGGAUAGCGUUGAGGGAGUGGAAGUAGUUCUCUACAGGGUGCUGGAGAUGCUCUCGGCAGAGAUUCUGCAACAGACAAGGGUGUCGCCCAAAGACGAUGGAAUACCUGUGAUAAUAGCAGAAGACCUUGCGCUGGCGGACCGGGGGGCACAAAUGAAGGCUUUCUUUGACUCUACUGAUCAGCUAUGA